Aspergillus sclerotioniger CBS 115572 is the source of this 1367-nucleotide messenger RNA. RefSeq names its product dihydrodipicolinate synthase family protein. Gene Ontology annotation, molecular function: 4-hydroxy-tetrahydrodipicolinate synthase activity. Bases 387 to 1367 code for a protein of 326 amino acids. The transcript has a single exon. Lineage: Eukaryota; Fungi; Ascomycota; Eurotiomycetes; Eurotiales; Aspergillaceae. The record is from RefSeq and is a predicted model, not a curated record.
CCAUAGCGAAGCCAUAGUGAAUGAAUACAUGACGACAAACCGUAUCCCAAAAGUGAACCUGAUACAAGAUAGAAAGUGCUACAGACCUUCUCCAACCCAUAUUCUACCACAAUCGAAUCUCAUUUCGAUAUCAUCUACUACGCCUCUACAUCCCUCCCCGCACCAUCUCCGAUAUCGUCCCCAUCGUUCGGAACAGACACCCGCUGAUACUAGUUGCUAGCUGAUAAGCGUUCGGCAACAGAUCCCGACCGGAUACUUUUCCACCCCGCAUCUCACACUAUAUAGUCCAUCACCAAACACGCUACCUACACACUCAAUCAACAACCCCAACCCGACCAACCCGACCAACCCUUAAACCAACACAACACAACAACCCCCCCCUCACAAUGACCACCUCCACCACCCACCCUCACAUCCCCAAACCAGGAGUCUGGUGCCCCGCCAUCACCUUCUUCAACCCCACCACGGACACCCUCGACCUCCCCUCCCAAGCAAAAUACUACCACUACCUCUCAACCACCAACCUCACCGGCCUCGUCAUCCUAGGCACAAACUCCGAAGCCUUCCUUCUCACCCGCGAAGAACGCUCCCAACUCAUCUCCACCGCCCGAUCCGCCGUCGGCCCCAACUACCCCCUCAUGGCCGGCUGCGGCGCCCACUCCACAAAACAAGUCCUCGAACUAGCCCACGACGCCGCCGCCGCAGGCGCAAACUACAUUCUCGUCCUCCCCCCCGCAUAUUUCGGUAAAGCGACGACUCCCUCCGUCGUGAAGCGGUUCUUUCUAGACGUUGCCCGCAAAAGCCCCCUGCCUGUCGUGGUGUACAAUUUCCCGGGCGUGUGUAAUGGGGUGGAUCUCGAUUCGGGUAUCAUUGAGGAGAUUGUGAGGGAGUCGGCGAGGGAGAGUAGCAAUGGGGUGUCGAAUGUCGUGGGGGUGAAGUUGACGUGUGGGUCUGUGGGGAAGAUUACUCGUCUGGCGGCGCGGUUUGGGAGGGAUGAGUUUGCGGUUUUUGGGGGGCAGUCGGAUUUUUUGAUUGGGGGGUUGGCGGCGGGCUCGGCUGGUUGUAUUGCGGCUUUUGCGAAUGUGUUUCCGAAGACGGUGGCGAGGGUUUAUGAGUUGUAUAUGGAGGGGAGGGUGGAGGAGGCGGUGCAGUUGCAGAGGGUGGCGGCGUUGGCGGAGAGUCCGUGUAAGAGUGGCAUUGCGGCGACGAAGUAUGCGGCGGCGGUUUUUUCGGCGGUGGAGGCGGGGAUUGAGGAUACGAAGGAGAAGUUGAAGCCCAGGACGCCGUAUGAGGAGCCGGGAGAAGGGGUGAAGACGGUGGUGAGGGAGGUGAUGGCGGAAGUGGCGGGGAUUGAGGCAGGGUUGUAG